UUUUCAUUACAUUAUCAGCACCGCCUCCCGAAGACUUGAAAUUCGACUCUGUUGAUUCCCACUGCCGAUCGUUAUUGUCGUCGACACUCAGAAUAUGCCCAAAGCACAACAGCCCUCCUCGUCCCAUUCUGCUACCGGCCCAGUCCACAGUAAUGGUACCCACCCUAAUGUCCUCAAACGCAAUCAGGCCUGUCACCAAUGUCGAAGGAGGAAAUUGAAAUGUGACGCUAAACGACCUUGCUCAACCUGUGUGCGCUCCCAUGCCCACGCUGUAUCCCAUGCACCUGCAGGCGCACAACUUCCAUCCGCUCCCGAGUGCACUUUUGACGAAAUCCAUGAAAGCACAGCAGCGCCGUCGGAAACACCCAAGAACAAGUACGAAAGGUUGGAAAAUCGCAUCAGUGAACUCGAGGCCCUUCUACGCCAAAAGGAAAACUCAGCAGCUGAACACGAUAUUCAACACCAGGCAGUUUUUUCUCCACAGGCUCGGGAAGCACAAUCCUCGAGUCCAUCGCAACACUCAAUAUCAAAUGGCCAUCCUCACCACCUGUACUCAGGGUCCAGAAACACAUCUCGCAGCCCUCUCGGCAAACAGGAGCAAGACCUUUCCGAAACACCAAGUGGCACCUCUCCACAUGCUGGGUGGGAUGUCCUUUGGCCAAACUGGCCCCCGAAUCUCCCUGAACCAGAGCUGCUCCGUCAUUUAGUCGAGGUCUUCUUUCUCUUCCAUCCCCAUGCGACUCGCCUCUUCCAUGCAACUAGUUUCAUGGCCUCCCUUUCAUUACCUCCUGCGCACCCUAGAUUUCCUGCUCCGCCUGUCCUGCAUGCCAUAUGUGCUGUCGGAAGCCUCUAUACGGGUAUGGUUACCUCACCUCCUCUUCCCAACUUGUCUGAAGUCGAGCCCGACGAAAUAUUUUCAGAACGCUACCGGUCAAAGGAAGAACGUCCGGAUUCGUUCGCAGAGCAGCAGGUAAAACUGGCCCGGGACACGGCCCAAAGGCUUGAAUUUUUAGGGCAGGACCUUCUUCAAGUUUUGCAAGCAAAUAUUAUUUUGUGCUGGUUCUACAUUUCCCAUUCAAAGCAUGUUGAACUUUUUAUCACAGCUGCUCAUUCACUUCGUCUGGCGGUUCCACUGGGAUUGAACAUGUGUCCGCCUUUUAAUUCUAUAACAGUGUCUCAAAGACCAGCCUCUAUCCUACCUCCAGCCCGCACGGUAGUCGAAGAUGAAAUGCGAAGGAACGCGUUCUGGCUCGCUUACGCAAACGAACGACAGCAUGGUUGCACGAACGGCUGGGCUCACAGCAUGGACGAUUCGGACAUCUCGCAGCUCCUCCCGCUACGAGGAGACCAGUACGAGCAAGGCGCACUUGUUACCCCGCAUGAUAGACAAUGGGCACAUGCCAAGGAUCUGCUCGUAAACCAUCCCGAAAAUCAAAUAGAUUCCUUCAUUAUGUACAUCAAGAGUUCUAUCCUGAUAUCGCGUGUCAAAACAUUCAAUAUGAGAUUUAGGACGCGGCGGUACAACGGCGACGAGCACAUAUCCACAUAUCAUCCUCUACCUCUAAGUCCUAAUUCGACUGAGCCUAUUGAUGCCCGAAUGUCGGCUGGCUUUGUUGAAUUGGAUAGUACGAUCUCCUCUUUUCUCAGUUCUUUCCCACCACACUUGAGGAAUCCUAUCAACAAUAACACGGUCGACAAUCACCUUUACACUGCCUUCCUAAUAUCACAUGUAGCAAAUAUCAUUCUACAUGAUCCUCAUGCAGAUGUACGGAUAUCAGGAUGUAUUUCAGCUUUGAAGAUCCUUACCUCUGCACGUGCGAUUCUGGAUCUAAUAUAUGCUGUAUGGUCCACAAGCUUUGACAUCACCCUUUUGGAUUCAUUUUGUUCAUUUUGUUGGUUUACUGCCGGACGAGUACUUGUUCGAUUCCUGCAGGCUGCCAUGGAGGCGAACAGUCAGGACCAGAUUUCCACUUUACGGGCUGAAUUGGACUUCAUUUUGACUGCUUUAUCAAAAGUGGGACAGCGAUAUGCAAUGGCAUAUCGGUGUGCAAAAAUGCUGGAAGACAGGAUGGUCACAACAGGCGGUCCUCCUUCAGGUGUAAUGUCGUAACGGAAAUUUUUAUAGGUUCGUAUUUAAGAGGCGGACAUUGUAGCAAUAUGUAGUUCAUGUAUGUAGCCUGUAUGACCUUUUUUUGGAUGCAAAGAAUGCAAAGAUGGAAUGGCCCC
Messenger RNA from Guyanagaster necrorhizus, 2226 nucleotides. RefSeq lists its product as uncharacterized. The coding region runs from base 95 to 2110 and encodes 671 amino acids. Gene Ontology annotation, cellular component: nucleus. Gene Ontology annotation, molecular function: DNA binding; zinc ion binding; DNA-binding transcription factor activity, RNA polymerase II-specific. The transcript is spliced from 17 exons. Lineage: Eukaryota; Fungi; Basidiomycota; Agaricomycetes; Agaricales; Physalacriaceae. Gene Ontology annotation, biological process: DNA-templated transcription; regulation of DNA-templated transcription. The record is from RefSeq and is a predicted model, not a curated record.